Messenger RNA from Nilaparvata lugens (brown planthopper), 6455 nucleotides. RefSeq lists its product as uncharacterized. NCBI's taxonomy places the organism in Eukaryota, Metazoa, Arthropoda, Insecta, Hemiptera, Delphacidae. The record is from RefSeq and is a predicted model, not a curated record. Gene Ontology annotation, cellular component: Golgi membrane. Gene Ontology annotation, molecular function: alpha-mannosidase activity; carbohydrate binding. Gene Ontology annotation, biological process: protein deglycosylation; mannose metabolic process; N-glycan processing. The coding region runs from base 1 to 5985 and encodes 1994 amino acids. The transcript has 25 exons.
AUGACAACUGCUAAGUUUCACCAUGAGGAAGACAGCAUCGUUGCAAAAACAGAGAAGCAAACUGAGACAAAACACGACGAAUCUCUCCAGAAGGAAACUGAAAUUUCGUCACAAUUAGAUUUGGAGAUUCCAUUCAGUACACAAUGCAGCUCUCUCUCUCAGACACCACCACAUAUGGACGUUCAGAUGUUAUCAGUUUAUGACGAACUGAAGUUUGAUAAUCUAGAUGGCGGUGCCUGGAAGCAAGGAUGGAAUGUAGUUUACAAUGAACAUCAAUGGGCAAACGACGAUCUUAUGGUUUUUGUAGUGCCGCAUUCCCAUAAUGAUCCAGGUUGGAAGAAAACGUUUGAGGACGAUCGCCCGUCGUCAGCAUCAUCCUCGUCAUCGACCAAGGGGGAGGGGUGGCCGGCUGAUAAAGGCAUGCUCAAGGAGUUUGUAGCCGAACUCUUGUCAGAUAACAAGUUCCUUGAUAGUAUCGUCGACCGUGUUGUGUUAAAGCUGAAUGAUAAUCUCGAUGAGCUGAUAAGAGCGCGCAUCCAGAGUGAGUAUGAACCGCGUUUAUCGGCUAUGGAGAAAAAAAUCGAUUCAUUGGAGGCUGAAAUUCGCGACAUUACAAAAAAGGCAGCAUCUCGUACCGAAUUGUAUGAGCUUAAGUUGGACUCUCAAGAACAAUACCAACGUCGCAAUAAUGUACGAAUAUUUGGCAUUCCGGAGGUGAAUGGAGAAAAUGUCACCGAGAUUGUCACCAAGCUGUGUAGUGACAGAUUGAAAAUCGCGGUGGAUGCAGCGCAGAUCGACCGCUGCCACAGAGUGGGACGUCUUCCUGGUACUGGAGCGACUCAGGCGAGACCGAGAGCUGUCAUCGUCAAGUUCGUGAGCUACCAGACUCGGCGUUCGGUGUUAUCGGCGAGGAGGCAGCUCAAGGGUUCUGAUAUCACUAUAAGAGAGGACCUCACGAGACGACGACAUGCUCACUUCCGUGAGGUGGCAGCUAGAGUGGGCAUCAGGAAUGCGUGGACGAUCGACGGCAGAUAUAACGAUGCUGCCGCACUGAGCACCGGCGAGCUGCUUAGGCGGGCGGUCACUCCAUUUCCCGGCCGACUGAAGAUUGCUCAUGUGAAUGCACAAUCCCUCCUCUGUCACAUCGACGAAUUCAGGCAUGUAUUCGGAGGCCAGGAUUGUGACGUUGUCUUGGUAUCGGAGUCUUGGCUGAAACCUGACGUUUCAAAUAGGCUUGUGGAACUUGAUGGGUAUGUACUCCUUCGUAACGAUCGCUUACAUAAAAACGGUGGAGGUGUUGCUGCGUUUGUUAAGCGCGCCUUGCUGCCGAGUCAUAAGUAUUCAUCCGAUUCAUCGAUUCCAAAUAGACCCGAAUACAUGUUCCUUGAAAUUAAAUCUCAUAAUGUUAAAAUGCUGAUUGGAGUAUGUUAUCGACCACCUCAUAUAGGAUUCAUGAGUGACUUUGGAGAUACCCUGUUGCGUCUCAUGCUGCCGUACAGCCAUAUAGCUGUAAUGGGAGACUUUAACACUGACUUACUAGGACGUGACACCUAUGACAAGACUCAACUCACGACUAUGUUUUAUACUGGUGGCAUGACCCUGCUCCCCCUCCAGGCGACUCAUCAUACCGCUACGUCUGAUACGCUCUUGGACCUGAUUGCUGUUUGUGAUGAGCGGUCGGCUGUUGGCCAUGGGCAGAUCCCUUUCCCUGCACUGUCUGCUCAUGAUAUGGUUUACCUUGUAUAUGGCUUAAAAAGUCCCAAACAGAAGCCAAAAAUCAUUGAAUACAGAGAUUACAAAAACAUCAACUACCAUGAGUUAUUCAAUGAGGGGAUGACAUUGAACUGGCAAACCAUUUACGCAACUAAUGAUGUUAAUUACAUGGUGAAUGAGUUGCAUAAUGGUGUAUCCUAUUUAUUCAAUAAGUAUAUUCCACUUGUGCAGCGCAGAGUGACAAGGGAUCCUGCUCCAUGGAUUUCAAGAGAAAUACGUCGGAUGAUGGCCGAGCGCGAUCGGUGUAGUAGAGUUGCACGACGCACAAAGAGCUCUGUGGAUUUCAAUAGCUACAAGCGAAUGAGAAAUUUGUGCAAGCAGACCAUCAGAAACGCCAAAUCCAGAUAUUUCCAAAAUCUGAUCUCCUCUGCUGGUUCAUCUGCUUGUAAGUGGCGUAGACUGAGGUCUGUUGGAGUUGGUGGAGAGGGGGGCGGGCCUGUUGUGUCUCACUCACUGGACGAUCUCAACAACUUUUUUACUGACAUACCUGUUGGCUUGGAUCGUGCCCAUGACUACAUCAACUCUUUGCCAGCUCAAGUAACUGGAGAGCCAUUCUACUUUUCAUGUGUCUCAGCAAGUGACGUUUUGGCCGCUAUACUGAAAAUAAAGAGCAAUGCUAUUGGGGCUGAUGAUCUACCAUUGAAAUUCAUAAAAAUUAUGCUUCCCCUGAUACUUCCCUUCAUCACCCACAUCAUAAAUACAUCUCUCAUGACUUCCGUUUUUCCUGAAAAUUGGAAGUCAUCUAUAGUCAUACCCUUAAACAAAACUCCCAACCCGUCCUCCCUUUCAGACUACAGACCCAUCAGCUUACUAUCUGUGCUCUCCAAAGUACUAGAGGUGAUUGUCCACAAACAGAUGAGUGAAUUUAUUUGCAGUAGGGGGCUUAUUAGCGACUUCCAGUCAGGAUUCAGGUCUGGUCACAGCACCAAUUCUGCUCUUCUCAAGGUGGCUGAUGACGUUCGCAGAGCAAUGGAUGGCAGGGAGCUCACACUCAUUGUCCUUGUUGAUUUCAGCAAGGCCUUUGACUGUGUGUUCCAUCCCAUCCUAUUGUACAGACUGGAGGGUAUGGGUUUCUCUCGUUCGACGGUGGCAUGGGUGCGGUCCUACUUGCAGAAUAGACGUCAGUGUGUGAGACUUGGGGGUUCCUCUUCGCGCUGGCGACCAGUGGGACGAGGUGUCCCUCAGGGUUCAAUCUUGGGUCCUCUGCUAUUCAGUGCAUACAUUGACAACUUGACUCAUGUACUAAAUACUACAGAGCAUCACUUGUAUGCUGACGACUUGCAGCUGUAUAAGCAUUUCAAGCUUGGUGAUGCGGCGACAGCUGUGAGUGACAUGAACCAUGACCUUGCCCGUGUGAUCACCUGGACGGAGAAUAAUGGUUUAAAAAUUAAUGAGAGCAAAUCGCAGGUCAUGGUUGUAGAUUACUUGACAGAGGACAAGUUACUGGACAGAGGACAACUUGAAAUCGUAGCGGGAGGCUGGGUGAUGACCGAUGAGGCAAACAGUCAUUACUAUUCUAUGAUACAGGAAAUGAUGCACGGCCAUCAGUGGCUCAAUAACAAGUUGCAGUAUAAACCUAGGUACAGUUGGUCAAUCGACCCGUUCGGCUUGUCAGCGACUAUGCCCAACCUGCUGCGUAAGAUGGGCAUGGAUGCCCUUGUUAUACAGCGCACCCACUACUCCGUCAAAAAGUACCUCGCCAGGAAUAAACAGCUGGAGUUUCGCUGGCGUCAGACAUGGGACGAUGUGGGCCAAACUGAGCUAAUGACACACAUGAUGCCCUUCUACAGCUACGAUGUGCCGCAUACCUGUGGCCCCGAUCCCAAGGUGUGCUGUCAAUUUGACUUCAAGCGACUGCCGGGUUUUGGUGUGACGUGCCCGUGGCGUGUCUCUCCGCAGACCAUCAAUGAGAACAAUGUCGCACAGAGGGCGACAAUGCUGCUGGACCAGUAUAGGAAGAAAGCGCAACUGUAUCAGACGAAUGUUCUGCUAGUACCUCUGGGAGACGACUUUCGUUAUGACCACUCCACAGAAUGGGACGCCCAGAUGAACAACUAUCAGAAACUCUUCGACUACAUGAAUAACAAUCCGUCUUUGAAUGUUAAGGCGCAGUUUGGUACGUUGAGGGAUUACUUUGACGCAUUGAAGACAAAGAUGCCCUACAACAAGUUUCCCACUCUGUCAGGAGACUUCUUCACAUACGCUGACCGCGAUGAUCAUUAUUGGAGCGGCUACUACACGUCACGGCCCUUCUACAAGAGAUUGGACCGCGUUCUCAUAUCUUAUCUAAGGAGCGCGGAAAUAGCACUGACUCUGAGCUGGUGGGAGGGGCUGAUGCAGGGGGUGGACGCCCAUUGGCUGGCGGGCAGUGACUCGAUUCUGCUGCGGCAGUUGGCUGAGGUGCGCGCGAGUCUCAGUCUGUUCCAGCACCACGAUGGCAUCACGGGCACUGCCAAGGACUAUGUCGUCCAGGACUAUGCUAAGAAAAUGUUGGAAGCAAUAAUGUCGGCUCACCAUGUGAUGCAGCAGUCCAUACAUUUUCUUUUAAAUACAGCAAAGAACACUUACACACCGUCUCCCCAUUCUGAGUUCUUCAUCAUGGACGACAACCGGAAGUUCCCCAACAGCCUUGCCGAACAAACUCUGUUGAGAUUCAGCUCGAGUGUUGAUUCGAUUCGAGUUGUGUUCUUUAAUUCGCUCACCUGGAGACGCCAGGAGGUGGUCAAUCUCAAGGUUGCUACAGUCGAUGUGCAAGUGAGGGAUGCCGAGGGUGGAAUUGUGAAUUCACAAGUGAGUCCACUCUGUCAACUGACUGACGUGACAAAGCAGUGCUUUCUGCUUUCGUUUGUCGCCGAUGUGCCUCCGCUGGGAAUCACCACCUACUUUGUCGAACACGUGUUGUCCAGUGAUACACCCAGAGAGAACAAAGUGCAGAUUAAGGUGUUGAACGCGGCAGGACUGCGCAGUACUCAGCGCGGAAUGUUCGAGGAUUGGGUGAAGGACUUUGACAAGGGCAAGGAGUUCUCCAUUCAGAACAACCGUAUGGCGGUGACGUUCAGCACCAGUGGCCUCCUCAAGGCCAUCACGCUCAAGGACACCGGACGUGUUGUGCCCAUACAUCUCAGCUUUGCCAAAUACAAAACGCGACUGGGUCAGGACAAGAGUGGGGCCUAUCUGUUCCUGCCGGACAGUGAAGGGGAGACCAUCACUGUCAAAGCGCCUCUCAUCCUUGUCUUCGAGGGGCCAAUCAUGUCCAAGGUCCUAGUGCAGCUACCCAAUGUGCUUCACACUAUCAUUGUCUACAAUACGCCAGGUGCCGAUGGUCUUGGAUUAGAAAUACAGAAUAAAGUUGAUAUAUCGAAUGUGAAUAGUAACUAUGAACUAUCCAUGAGACUCUCGAGUAACAUAAAGAAUGGCGAUGUAUUUUUCACGGAUCUCAAUAAUUAUCAAAUAGUGAAGAGAAAAAGGUAUUCGAAGUUGCCAUUGCAGGCUAACUUUUAUCCGAUGCCGAGUGCUGCCUACAUAGAGGAUGACGCUCAUAGGUUGACUGUGUUAUCGGCCCAACCUCUGGGCGUCUCUUCCUAUAGGGAGGGUCAGAUUGAAAUAAUGCAGGAUCGGCGGUUGCUGCAAGAUGAUAAUAGAGGCUUGGACCAAGGUGUGAUGGAUAACACACCUGUCAUUUCAAUCUUCAGAAUUCUUGUGGAAGAACGCAAAUCUGGAUGUUAUAGUUUUUCGAGCGAGCACCCAGCCGGGCUGUUGUCCGAAGACUCCGAACUGGCACUGCACAGCCUGCAGUUCCCCGUCAACCGCCUGGUGUGGUCAAGCCCGGACGACUCACCUCCCCCUCCACCACCCACCGACAUGAUGACGUCAUACUCGCCCGUCAGGGAGCCACCUAGUGUAGACAUGCAUCUCGUUACGCUAACAACGCUCAAUGUGCGCGGAAAUGUGUCUGCCGGUAUCAUAAUCCACCGCACCCAUAUGGACACUUGCUUUAGGGCACACCUGAGCGGCCAGCAUCCUCUCAGCGAAGGCACCAUUGACAUAUCGGCCCUCCUACCCUCCUCAUCCUCCUCCUCCUCACAGACCAUGCACAAGUCUUCGUUGAGCUUCACCCAUGUAGACCGGCUGCCUCUGGACAGGUCACAACCCCAGCCCGUUUGUGCCAUGGAUUUGGCCGCCUUUUGGAUACCAAAACCGGUCAAGCAUUGACGCUUCUAGGUGAUUUAGCUCUGUGGUGUAGGGUAACGGGUGGAACAUUGAGCUAGGAAACAACUAGAGGUGGCACUGAUUGAGGUUGCGUAACCCGUUUGUGCCAUGGGUAACAAAACCGGCCAAGCAUUGACGUUUCUAGGUGGUUUAGCUCUGUGGUGUAGGGUAACGGGUGGAGCACAGAGCUAGGAAACAACUGGAGGUGGCACUGAUUAAGGUUGCCGCAACCCGUUUGUUCCAUAGAUUUGGCCGUCAGUGCAACCUCGAGAUGCUAUUUGGCUCAGUGGAAAGUAUUCAUCCUUCUGUCCAUUAACCUUGUAGUUGCCGACUUUGUAAAUAUGCCUGUUUUAUUUUAAUGAUUGUUGUCCGGUUUCUAGGACACUUAUUAAGUCUGUGCAAAGGCAAAAAAUAAACUUUCUACUUGUGAUAUUUUUCUAUGUUUUUCGAUUUGUAUAUCAUCAAGCUAUCAA